This is a messenger RNA of Didymodactylos carnosus, 410 nucleotides long. The record is from the annotation of a GenBank genome assembly. Lineage: Eukaryota; Metazoa; Rotifera; Eurotatoria; Philodinida; Philodinidae.
AUGAAUCACGGACGUGUCUUCUCAAAUGCGAAAUUAUAUAAACAUUAUGAAAUUGUUGAUUUUUUAAAUAAAAAAGUUAAAAAAAAUGUUACCGACGAACCCAUAGGAAUAAGUCCACAUAAAAAUUUAUUUGAUGCUGUUCUAAUAGAAGAUAAACAAAAACUGAAAAAAUUAUUAUCAGAAUUAAGGUGUAAUGUUCAUAUACCAAAAAAUGAAAAAAAGCAAACAUUGUUACAUGUCGCUUGUCUAUGUAAAUUUGAAUCCAUUGUUGAAUUAUUAUUAGACCAAAAAUUAUUAGUUGAAAAAGAUAAAGAGACUGGUGUUAUACCAUUGUUAUUGUGUGUACAAAUUGGUCAUUUACAAUCAUUUCGAUUAAUAUUUAAACAAAUGUUAGGAUUGAAUGAUCCAUG